This is a messenger RNA of Momordica charantia (bitter melon), 774 nucleotides long. The record is from RefSeq and is a predicted model, not a curated record. NCBI's taxonomy places the organism in Eukaryota, Viridiplantae, Streptophyta, Magnoliopsida, Cucurbitales, Cucurbitaceae.
AUGGGUUGUUGCUUUAGCAGAGCCUUGCACGGAGGUCGGCCUCGUGUCCCGGACGAAAAUCCGGGACCGUUCGACACCCAUGUAGGAAACGUCUCCGGCAACGGGACCCCGGAAGAAGAAACUGUUAAAGAGGUCCUCUCAGAGACGCCCAUUGCCAGGCCAUGCAGCGUACAGGUACAACAAACAGAGCAAAACAACAAAACUCCUGAGAUGAAAGUAAAAUCCUUGCCAAGUCCAAUGGAUGGUUUGCCCAGCAAAGCGGAGGAAGGGGUAGUUUCAGUUUCAGUUUCAGUUUCAGAAACAUCUCAGGUUACAGAAUGGUGUAGCAAUAUGAGCGAGAGCGUUUCAAUGGCCACCACCAUUUCGGAGCAGAGAGAAGGCGACGAAGCAUCGAGCAAACAGAGUAGAGAAAUUGGUCGGAUUUUACCGGAGAAGAAAUCUCGUGUCACUCGCAGGUACACGCAGGGGACGGAAUCAAGAAAGGCGAGGACCAGGAAGCUUAACGAGCAACAAUCCGGAGUCAGCCAUGUCCGGCGUUCGAGGUCGCCGGCUACUCGAACAGCCAGAGGAAUGAGUAAGUUCCAGGGGAACAUGAAAAGCAGUGCCAUGACUCCCAUGAAAGUGACUGCACAAGCUGGGGACCAGCAAGAGGCAGCGACCGCCGAGAAAAGAGACGAAGGAACGGCGGAGAAGCCGCCGGACGGUACAAUUCAGCCCCCAAAUGAAUCAAUAGAAAACCCACUUGUCUCACUUGAAUGUUUCAUCUUUCUGUAG